Messenger RNA from Mesocestoides corti, 447 nucleotides. NCBI's taxonomy places the organism in Eukaryota, Metazoa, Platyhelminthes, Cestoda, Cyclophyllidea, Mesocestoididae. The record is from the annotation of a GenBank genome assembly.
AUGCUCCAAGACCGAGCAAAUCCAGGACGUCCUCCACGAGGAGCAACGUCGAGUAAGCUCAACGACCGACGUGUUCGAAGUGCUCUGGUCAGGUAUCGUGACGAGUCGCUCAGGGAGCUAUUAGAUUUCUCCGCUGAAGAUUUAACCGCCGAUUUAAAAAAGGUUAGAGAGGACACCCAGUGGGAACACUGCUCCUACUCGCCACUGAUAGCCCGCGCAGUUAAAUUCAAGAAUCGUAGUGAACGUCAGCGGUUGGAGGUGAUUCAGCUCGCGCUGGAUCGUCAGCUUGAGCGAAGGCUAAGAUGCAUUGAGCUGGAUCGAAUCGGGCUCACUGAUUGGUGGCUCAAGGUCACAGUCCGACCUCGAACGGCAAAUGUACCCCCUCAGAGACUGGUGUCGAGGUCGCAGAGACCAGGGCAGGGGAUCCGCGACUUAGGGAAAUUGUAA